Molecule: messenger RNA, 1200 nt
Organism: Sordaria macrospora k-hell
Lineage: Eukaryota; Fungi; Ascomycota; Sordariomycetes; Sordariales; Sordariaceae
Source: RefSeq, a predicted model, not a curated record
AUGGGGUACGCUGAGCUAGCCCGUCAGCGCCAAAGGCUGGAUGCCCUUUGGGUGACUCGAUUUCACCAUCUCCGCAACCAUCUCGGCGACGAGAAGUUCAACCACCUCACAGAUGCGGAGAAGACGAGCAAAUGGCAUGACUUGGACGCAUUCAAUCGUGCUAAGAAGAAGAGGAGAAGGAAUCUCGCCCGUCUUGCCGAAGAAAAGCGCCGGCCGCGGAAAAAGGCACAAGACCCUGGAAGUGAGUGGCGACAAAGGUUCCAGGCGGACCUGGGAUCUCGAUACCCGAUGGUGUGGCUGCAGUCAGACUCGUCAGAGUCAGAGUGGUCGCCCGAAGAUGACGAUCAAGUUGACACGCAGGUCGUGGCAACUGUGGGAGGAAAGCUGGCAGACAAGGAAGGUAGAAACGAGAAGGUUGAUCUAAAGGGCAUUGGGGCUGCGAAAAAGACCGGAAAGGGAUCCAAAAAGCGGAAGGCUCAAGUAACGUUCCUGUGCGAGGUUCUCAAAGAUUACUACAAGUUAUGCAAACAGCCGAGAAGCGAGGAGGGGGCAGCCGAAAUCAAGCUUAUGCUUCCAGAGGUCAACCAGUUGAUGUCCGCAGAGGUCGAGGGCCUCGAGGCUCUCAAGCCGGCCGCAAAGAAGCCUCGUUGCGGUCCUGGCCCGCCAAAAAAGGAAGCAGCCGCUCCUGAGCCGGCCUCGAGCCUGUCACCGCCGCCCACCUCGGGCUCAGAUCCCUUGGGACCCUCAGAGCAACCUGUCGCCUCCGCUGCGGAUUCUGGGGAGCUCCCCCCCACUGACGCCGCCGCCGUCGUUGUCCCCACUAUCACCAUCGAACCUCCCACGCCCGACAGCGAGACCAACAAGGGCCCUUUUGAGUCACCCCGCGCCAUCAAAGCGGCCACUGGCGCCAGAAAACCCGUUCGUUCCCGCAAGACAGUAACGGUAACCCCGGAACAAGACCCUGCUGCCCCUGCUUCUGGCGAGGCCACCCCAGCCGCCGCCCCUACUGCCACUACCAAAGCCGCGCCCAAGAGACGGGGCCGCCCUCCGAAGAACAAGGCAGUGACGGUGACUCCAGAGCAACAAUGUGCUGUCUCCGCCGCUACCACAACCCAAGAGCUCAAACCGGACAGCCAGCCCGCCAAAGACACGCCAAAGCCAGCCAAAAGACGCGGCCGCCCUCCCAAGAACAAGAAGUAA